Molecule: messenger RNA, 159 nt
Organism: Phytophthora nicotianae INRA-310
Lineage: Eukaryota; Oomycota; Peronosporomycetes; Peronosporales; Peronosporaceae
Exons: 1
Coding region: 1-159 (52 amino acids)
Source: RefSeq, a predicted model, not a curated record
AUGAGUGCGGCCACCACGGUCAUCGAUGCACCCUCCACGCAAGUAUCUUUAUCUCCCACACGCGCUGCACUGGCCAGCGCAUCUGAGAAGGCGGCGGCUAUCCCGGGCCAGGUGAUUGUCGGCGCACUGCGCAUCCGAGGUACGCACCAAUUUGUCUAA